Messenger RNA from Rhinocladiella mackenziei CBS 650.93, 684 nucleotides. RefSeq names its product GTP-binding protein ypt1. Gene Ontology annotation, molecular function: GTP binding; GTPase activity. The coding region runs from base 1 to 684 and encodes 227 amino acids. The record is from RefSeq and is a predicted model, not a curated record. NCBI's taxonomy places the organism in Eukaryota, Fungi, Ascomycota, Eurotiomycetes, Chaetothyriales, Herpotrichiellaceae. The transcript is spliced from 5 exons.
AUGAAUCCAGAGUGUCCUUGCCUUCUACCUGCUGCAUCUCCUUCGCGGCAUCCGGUUGCCCAGAUCGAAAACGUUGACGCAUACUCCAGAUACGAUUACCUCUUCAAACUCCUGCUUAUUGGGGACUCCGGCGUUGGAAAGUCUUGCCUGCUGUUGCGGUUUGCCGAUGAUACAUACACUGAGUCCUAUAUCUCUACCAUCGGUGUCGAUUUCAAAAUCCGAACAAUUGAACUUGAUGGAAAGACUGUCAAACUACAAAUUUGGGAUACGGCCGGCCAGGAACGAUUCCGAACCAUCACCUCCUCCUACUACCGAGGUGCACACGGUAUCUGUGUGGUUUAUGAUGUGACGGAUAUGGAUUCAUUCAACAACGUCAAACAAUGGUUGCAAGAAAUUGAUCGCUACGCCACGGAAGGAGUUAACAAGCUGCUCGUUGGCAACAAGAGCGAUAUGUCAGACAAAAAGGUGGUCGAAUACACCAUGGCCAAGGAAUUCGCUGACAGCCUCGGAAUCCCAUUCCUCGAGACCUCCGCAAAGAACGCCUCCAACGUCGAACAAGCAUUUUUGACCAUGGCUCGUCAAAUCAAGGAACGAAUGGGCACCACCACCGUCAACAACAAGCCUACCGUUCAAGUUGGCCAAGGCCAGGGUGUGCAAUCCGGAUCUGCUGGCGGUUGUUGCUAG